UCUUCCGUGUUUGAUGCGCUACUGUAAGCAACCGACCAAAUGAAGUGUUUGAUUAUGGCACCUUAGCGAUUUAUUUGCUUUAAAAUGUGAUGCGGUCACUGCGGUGAGAACGUUUCAUGGCUGGCUGCCCUGAGUGUGGUGUUGGAUGAGACAGUUCAGUUGAACUGCUCGAAUGCGGGGUCGCGUUUUAUUAUUUCCCAAAACGUGGCAAGCGGGAGGGAGCUGGGGCUUUAGAGACGAAAGGGGAGGAAUGUGAGAUUUUGAGAUGAAGGCUGUGUCUUCACAUAGCUCUGCACGAAAGGCUCAGAGUGAGCGCGAUCGUUAUCUACAGCAGGCUGCAGAGUGAACGGAUCAAAGUGCAUUGAGACACGAGCUCGAUCCCGGGGAGCUCGGACGCGCAGGGGAAGAAAGUGAUUGUGAAACACUGAAGUUGACACACAAAAAGCGCACUGACGAGUUUCAGGGCAUUGCGAAUGCCUCAGUCUGGUUAAGCCUGGUCAUUUGAGAUCACUCAGGUGCCAAAAAUGGAGGAGAAAAAGCCAUCCUCAUCUAAAGAGUUUAUCGAGUGCAUCAGUGUCCUCCAGUUCAUAGCUACAUUCCUCUUUUUGGGACCGAUAUGUGUUGCCUUGAUGGUAUACCUCAUGUUUACGUCACUGUGGAUUCUCCCCGUCCUCUACCUCUCCUGGCAAGUCUUGGAUUGGAACACGCCAGAAAGAGGGGGCAGAAGAACAUUCUUUGUGCGAAACUGGCAAGUGUGGAAACACAUGGCAGACUAUUUCCCUUUCAAGCUGGUGAAGACAGCUGAGCUGAGUCCGAGUAAGAAUUACAUCGUGGGAUGUCACCCUCACGGCAUCAUGAGCCUGGGGGCGUUCGCCUGCUUUGGCACGGACAGGUGCGGCUUUCCAGAGGCCUUCCCCGGAGUGCGCUCCUGUCUGGCCGUGCUCGGUGGCCUCUUCAAGGUCCCGCUCUACAGGGAAUACGUCAUGAGCGCAGGUCUUUACCCAGUCAGCAAGGCCAGCAUUGAGCACCUGCUGACGAAGAGCGGACAGGGCAACGCCGUGGUUAUCAUCAUCGGUGGGGCGGAGGAGUCCCUGUUCUCCUCGCCGGGUGUCAACACCGUGGUCAUGAAGAACCGCAAGGGCUUUGUCAAGCUGGCCCUGGAGUACGGGGCGGACCUGGUGCCGGUGUACUCUUUCGGGGAGAACGACCUGUUCCGCCAGGUGGUGCUGCCGGACGGGACGGUGGGCCGCAGGCUGCAGGCCCUCUUCAAGAAGGUGGUGGGCUUCGCACCCUGCCUCUUCAAGGGGGAGCGAUUCCUCUUCAUGCCUUACCGAACCCCCGUCACCGCCGUCGUGGGGAGCCCCAUCUCGGUUCCCAAGGUGCCGUCUCCAUCCCAGGAGCAGGUGGACCACUACCACCAGCAGUACAUGGAGGCCCUCACCAAGCUCUUCCACCAGCACAAGAAGAGCUGCGGCCUGGCAGAGUCCCACCAGAUCUGCAUCACCUAGACACCACCACCACCACCACAGCUACUGUAGCUACUAACUGCUCCGGCUCUUUCUGUUCGGUAGUGUGUUUGUCCAAUACCAUACUUGCUAACUACUGUAUGUUGGUUGUUACUUUGUUGGUUGCAAAGCAGUGGAGUUUGUCUUUUUCCAACCAAAUACGGUGCUAAUCGACUAGCAAAUGUGGUGUUGGGGGAAUUGCACUACAUAUCAUUCCAGACUGAGCGACUGCGACCAGGCCAAAGACAUUCCCCUCCAAAAAAGUGAAGUGCCUGUCUUACAAGCCUCAAAUGAGGAUAUGUGAUUAUUUAUUUCAUUUGUUUUGAAAUUGUAUUUAAUAAUGAUGAUGUGUGAUGCAUACCAUUGAAUUGUAUAAAAUGUUGAAAGAGGACUAAUAUAUGCUUUCCAACUACAGUAUAGUCUGUAGAGAUUUUGAAGGACUUGGAAGUUGGUGUUUGUACGUAUUUAUUGCUAUGGCACUGCUACUGUUAUUAUUUUCUCAAUAGGCUGCAUGGUUCAAUUCUGACCAGAUGAUAGGGGAAGUCUGGUAACACCCUAUUCAGAGAGAGAAACUAUUAUGUGAUGUGAUGAAAACAUAUUGGAUAUCAGUGGUUGUUCUAGCUUAACAAUUCCCUUACUGCUGAGUUUGAAAUUGAACCCACUUUCCAUUUGUUGUGUUAGCUUUUAAUUCUACUCAAAUCAAGCCUUAUUUAUUCCCUUGCAUGAUUUUGUUUACCUAUUGACAUUUCUGUUCACCUGUCUGCCGUUCUUGCCUUGGGUUUCAUAAUCCGCAUGGUGCUUACCAUUACUUACAGAUUACAUGUUGCCUAAAGUCUAUCUGUGUGUAAAAAGAAGUUGCCACAAGAUAAUGACCUACCCCUCACAGCAAGAGACAUAACUUUAAGUAAGAUGAGGACAAUUUAAUAGACAAGAAUCAGACUCAGUGGUCCAUGGCACAUAAAGUAAUGAUGUGAGGUGAAACUGGUGCGAGUGUGGGGACGGAUGGGAGGAUUGAUGCUUAGGGCCUGGAGGGAGUUCCCUUCACGCCGCUAGAAGGGUCUUGUGACAGCACGAGUCCUUAAUUAACCUGUUUCAAGGCCACUUCACACUGAGGUCCGCUAUUGAAGUCAUAUGGGGUGUGCUUCCUGAUUUUCUGUGUCCUCAGACAAAGCGUUCUAUUCAAACGGGAGCUGUCCACUCUUGAGAUGUUGGGUCUGGGACCCACAUCAAAUUACAAUGAUUUUCUCUGCGUGGUGGGGGGAAUGGAGUCGAAUAUUUUAUGGAAUUAUUCUCAAUCUAAGAAUUUCAGUGUGCGAACCUUCACAACCUCUGUAAAAAAUAUAUCCCCAUGAAUGAAGCCUAUCCAAUAUAGCCUGAACACGAAUUUGAUACGUUGGUAAACAUCCAAUAGAACACCCCUCCAGUGCUCUUGUGCUUCUACCUUGACAGCCAAUUUCUUUGUGCAGGCGUCGUAAAAUGCAAAGAUUGCAGAGACGUUUAUUUUUAAAAAGCCUAUUGAGAGACUUUGUAAUGAAAGGCAAUACCAUGGCUAUAAAAACAAUUCGUAAAUGAUGCUUACUUUGUAACAUCCUGUGCACUGCUAAGAAUGAAUGUAAAACAAUGAAUAGAAUGCUCUGAGAAAAUCUGUAUGUACGCCUGCAAAAUGAGUUCUGAGGAAGGAACUGUUUAUGCCUGCUCCGUAACUAUUGUAUUAUGUAAACUAAGUCCUUUGCCUGCAAACCUACUUGAAAAGAGCACUUACUAACAUGGCAUGGCUGUUUGAUGGUAUGAAUGAUUGUUCAAUGCAAUGUAAUAUAAUGUAAUGUAAUGUAAUUGUAUCAUUGUUAUGAAAGGUACAUGGAUGCUUAAUUUCAACCAAAUAGAACUC
This is a messenger RNA of Engraulis encrasicolus (European anchovy), 3393 nucleotides long. It is a transcript of the gene mogat3b, whose product is annotated as monoacylglycerol O-acyltransferase 3b. The record is from RefSeq and is a predicted model, not a curated record. The transcript is spliced from 8 exons. Gene Ontology annotation, molecular function: diacylglycerol O-acyltransferase activity. Lineage: Eukaryota; Metazoa; Chordata; Actinopteri; Clupeiformes; Engraulidae. The coding region runs from base 525 to 1508 and encodes 327 amino acids. Gene Ontology annotation, biological process: triglyceride biosynthetic process. Gene Ontology annotation, cellular component: endoplasmic reticulum membrane.